CGUCCGCGCCGCUGCAUCAGCGCAUCUAAAUAACACUAACAUUUUCCCAUGCUAUUACAAACAGCAAUCAGAAAAUAACAUUCGGAGGUGAACGGUAACGGCGUUUGCGUUGCUGUAAAAGUUGUGAUAGUGAAUUGAUCGUUAGUUUAUUCAUGUAGUAUGCAAAAUUCAGUUUCAUAACAAGUGAAAAGGUGACUAUCGAUAGCGCGGAGGUUAAUUGACCACGGUUAAUUGAUGCUAGAAAUCGCUAAUCGUUUGCAAAUAGUAGUGAAUCGUAGUGAGAUAGGAGUGAUUUGGCGCGAUGUCUUUUUCUGUCUGUCAGCGAGUCGGUUAAUCGUCGGAGGAGUCGUUUGAGCCGGAUACUACCGCAAGUGUGCCAGUGUCCGAGCGCGCGAUUUCUCCGCGUCACGCACGUCCGGCCGGCUUGCAUACUCGCAAUCCUCUCGCCGUUGAUUGAUUCAAUAGGCUAUUUGACAACUUACAAACAAUGUAAGAACAGACAUUUACUUAAAAUAUGAGUUCUUUUAGGGCAUUUCAUUAAUGUAAAUAAAAAGAAAACUGAUGAAAAUAAACAACAGUUUUGUUUAGUGCACUCUUUUAGAUAAAUUUACCUAUUGUAAAAGCUCUAAAUUAGCUAAAGCUACCAGAAUUUCAUAAGCUUUAACAUUUGUGUUCUAAUGCCAUUUUUUUCAUCAUAUGCCAGCAUGAGGCUAUAUUGCUCAAGAUAGAGUUUUGCCUCCAUAUAGACAGUGAAUUUUCGAUUGGAUAUCUUAAUCAAAAACAACUCUUGGCGGGAGAAGAAUAAACACGAGAAGCAGAGUAAUCUAGGGUGGUUUUUAGAAUCAAGUCAAAUAGCCUAUUACAAAAUCAUUGGAUUUGCAUGUUCUGGUGUGCGCGGUGCGGUGCGGCCGGCAGUGAAAGUGCGCGGGCGCAUGAUGCCGCUCAGCUGAGCUGACGUCGCUCGUGACGUCGACAUGGGCCAUGUGGAGGAUCUGCAGCGUCAGUAAGGCCGAGCCGGUGCUCUUCGGCGAUAACGUUGAUGAUGAUUACCCGACAUGGCGGUUGUGGGGCGAGGAGCGCGUGGACGGAGCCGUCUACACCGUCUACCUGAAGAAGGUCCGCUACCACCGGCCUACAAGGAGCGCAUCUAGUGAAUCAGACGACGAAAUAUCGCACCUCGAGUGGGAGACGGUGCGCGUGCGCUUCGUGAAGGCGGGCACCGUAGAGCGGCUGGUGGAGGCGCUCGCCACCGACGACGGCGAGCUCGAGUCCACCUACGUCAACGUGUUCCUCGCCACAUACCGUUCAUUUGCGGAAUGCAGUCGAGUGCUGGAUCUCUUGCUGCGACGAUAUGAAGCCUUGGCUGCCGAGGACGUGGUCCCCGCCGCGGUCGACACCUCACAACAACAUAGAAAGACUCUGGUGGCAUGUCUCCACGUGUGGCUGGACACCUACCCGGAGGACUUUCGUCAACCACCGCACCACCCUGCACUGCAACAGCUACUCGCCUUCACCCAGCUUCAUUUGCCAGGAUCGGAGCUUCAUUCGAAGGUGUUACAGAAGUUAGCAGUAUUCAGUGCAGAACGCAACGGGUCCGGCGCGGGCGGCAGCGUGUGCCUGGCGCCCGGCAUGCGGCUGGCGGCGCACCACACCAGCGCCUACCGCCUGCCGCACGUGCCCCACCGACACUUCGCCGAGCAGCUCACGCGCAUGGACAUGGAGCUGUUCAAGAAGCUCGUGCCGCACCAGUGCCUCGGCGCCGUCUGGUCCCGCCGCGACAAGGACCGGUCCCACGACGCCGCCACGGUGCUGGCCACCGUCAACCAGUUCAACGCGGUCUCCUUUCGCGUCAUAUCGACCGUCCUCGUCGAGCCCAACCUCAGGCCUCUCGAGCGCGCCGAUAUCUUAGCCGCCUGGCUCGAUAUAGCCCGCGAGCUGAGAGUCCUCAAAAACUUUUCCUCGCUCAAAGCGAUCAUCUCCGGAUUACAGAGUAACCCGGUGUACCGACUCAGGAAAACGUGGGCUCUCCUUCAGAAGGAGAAGGCCGAACUGUACGAUGAGUUGGCGCGAAUAUUUAGCGAAGACAACAAUCGUUGGGCUCAGAGGGAGUUGUUGAUGCGAGAGGGCACCGCCAAGUUUGCCGAUACGGUGGGCGAGAACGAUAGACAGCUUCAGAAGUUACUCCAUGAGAGGGGCUCGCCCGGCGUGAGUCACGGAACGAUUCCGUAUCUGGGGACGUUUUUAACGGAUCUCACGAUGAUCGACACCGCCAUACCCGAUACAGUGGCGGAUGGUCUGAUCAAUUUCGACAAACGAAGAAAAGAAUUCGAGGUGCUGGCGCAAAUAAAACUGCUGCAGGGCGCCGCCAACGCGUAUCAUUUGCCGACCGAUCCGAUGUUCGACAGAUGGUUCGACUCGGUGAUAGUGCUCGACGACCGGGAGGCGUACCAGCUCUCGUGUCAGAUCGAGCCGCCGACUAAUCCGCCGAAGGACAGGCGGCCGAAGAAGAUGAACGACAACAACAAUCAAGGUCACAGGAAGAACGAUUCGAUAGCCAGCACGAGUUCGAGUAACUCGUCUCAGUUCUACUGCGAGACGGACGGGGCGGGCAACGCGUGGAAGCGGGAUAGUUUGGAGCGGCGCACGUCGCCGACGCGGCUGUCGCACGGCUCAUCGUCGUCGUCGCUGCCGUCGCUGGAUGUGUCACUAUCGAGCGCCAACAGCGGGCAGAAGGCCAACGGGAAAGCGGGUGGCGCAAGCCCGGCGCACGCUACGCGCACGGGGCCUGACUUCUACAUCAUCCGCGUCACAUACGAGUCAGAUUGCGUGGAGACCGAGGGCGUGGUGCUGUACAAGUCCAUCAUGCUGUGCAACAACGAGCGCACGCCGCAGGUCAUCCGCAACGCGAUGCUGAAACUUAAUCUCGACGGCGAUCCAGAUGGAUACACUUUAGCACAAGUUUUGCCCGAUAGAGAAAUGGUGCUACCGGCGAACGCAAACGUGUACUACGCAGUGAACACCGCGUACAACCUGAACUUCAUCCUGCGCCCGCGCAAGCCGCAGCCCGAGCCCGUGGCCAACGGCCGCGCGCGCAAGCGCCCGUGACUGCGUGCUUUGUGGCGUUCUUCGCACACGUGAAGUGCUUUCGAACAUCGAGCUGGCCACAUAGAAUAAAAAAGAAAAACAUCAAGUAAUAUUGUCUUUGCACUGGCCACAUGUAAUAAAAAAUAACAUCAAGAAAAACAUCAAGUAAUAUUGUCUUUGCACUGGCCACAUGUAAUAAAAAAUAACAUCAAGUGAUCUUGUCUGUUGACUGGCCACAUACAAUAAAAAAUAAUAUCAAGUGACCUUGUGGACUACUUUUCUGCUAUACUCAUCGCUUCGUCCAGUGGAUAUCAGAUAAUCGAGGCGCGUCUUUUUGUGUGUUUUUGAACUAUACCGAACUAAGUGCAACAUCACGACAUCGAUUACCUUUAGACACAGGCGCACAAACCCAAAUGUCCCUUUACACAGAAGCUUUUUAUGGGCAGGUUGGAAGUCAUAUACUCUGACUGAAUAUAACGAAAAUAAGGUUGUUGUGUGUAUUGGUAGCUACGUGAUACAUUUGGGACCUCUAGUUUCCGAGUUCGGUGGAUGUCGUGACAACUUGUCAAAGUUUAGUCAGUCAUAGCACGUCAUAGUUAAUUUUUAUGACUGGCUGUCACCAACACCAGCUGAGCUUUAACGCCUUCAAAGAAAAAUUUCUUUUCUGCCUGUGUAUGCAUGCAUGUUGAUGUAUUAAGCUGUUAAUUUUUGCCACUGAGCUCAGAAACUGAUGGUAAUUGUAAAUGUGUGAAAAGUGUUGAGUUAGAUACGACUGUAUAUCUGGAGUUACAUAAAAGGGCCAAACCCAAUACAAUCCGGGGUAGCAUUCCUGUGAUCUUGUACAAAUCUUUCGAGUUCCUUUGGUAUUUAUUAUACUCCUUGUGUGAAUUUGUAUACUCAUUGUGACUAUUCGCAAGAACUGUUCAAUGUCUGUGUUCAUAGUGUACUUGUAUAGUGCAUUUUGAAGUGUUUAUAUUGAUAACUGAUGUAAAUAAUAAAGUAAUACCAUGCCACCUUAUAGCAUUAAACCGUCAUUGUUGUUUAGUCGCCUAUGUAUACUCUUAGAUGUGACAACAUGUUUGUAUAUAAGAAAAUUGUGUAUAUAAAGAAUCUCAUAAAACUAAAACGAUACUGAGCCAAAGGCAGAUUGUUAUGUCUUGUAGUAAGGUGCUGUCUCUCUUAUACAAUAUAAUAGUAGCUUUAAAUUAGUAAAAUGUUGGAAAACCGAAUUUCAUUAAUGUAUAAUCAUAACAUUAAUAAUCUAACAAAUACUGAAAACAAAUAUUUUCGUCCAUUUUUUCAGUUUAGUAGAAAGUUGCAAAGAAACCUAUCUUCAUUAGUUGCAAGCAAUAGUAGGUAGCCAAUUUAUAUAACUGAUAUUAAAUUUAUUCAGCGAAAUUUUCCGAGGCGUUUAUAUUUUAUUUUUCAUUCUAAUUGGAUUGUGUAUUGGCAAAAGGUAUAAUAAUGUUGAAAUGAGACUAUUUGUAUGUGUAUUGUAUUAAAAUUGUCAUAAUAAAAUAUAGCAAAGUUUAUUGUACUAGAACAAUUUAUUAAAUAUUUUUGUAUUUAUGAACUUUAUAUUGUGUACUUUCCAAGAAAGUUGAUUAAUUUUGUAUUAUUAAAUAUAAUAAUCGAUCAUAUUUAAAACUUACUCAAAGGAAAUAAUUAGAUAUUAUUUGUUUUUUUUUUUAUAUUUUGGAUAUUUUUUAAUCUAAUUAGCAGGACUUUUUGCAUUAAGGCUGAGUUAAACAUUUAUUUAUUAUCAUAUUAUUAUCAUUUAAGUAUACAUAUUAGAAAUUUCUUAUUUGUUCGGAUUUACUGUUUAAAUGUGUACACCUAUUUGUUUGUGUAUGUAUAUUUGUAUGUUACCUGCCCGAUGCAUGACUCAUUCAUUAACUAUUGUCUGUAAAUACUUUGUACCUAAUUAUUUGUAAUUUUGUAGUUUUCCACCAACGUCCGUAACAUGUUUAUAACUGUGUAAUAAACGUUAAUGAUACCCCUUA
Ostrinia nubilalis (European corn borer) is the source of this 5087-nucleotide messenger RNA. It is a transcript of the gene Rgl, whose product is annotated as ral guanine nucleotide dissociation stimulator. Gene Ontology annotation, cellular component: plasma membrane. Bases 982 to 3105 code for a protein of 707 amino acids. Gene Ontology annotation, molecular function: guanyl-nucleotide exchange factor activity. The transcript has 7 exons. Gene Ontology annotation, biological process: positive regulation of GTPase activity; Ras protein signal transduction. Lineage: Eukaryota; Metazoa; Arthropoda; Insecta; Lepidoptera; Crambidae. The record is from RefSeq and is a predicted model, not a curated record.